Talaromyces marneffei is the source of this 924-nucleotide messenger RNA. RefSeq lists its product as uncharacterized. Gene Ontology annotation, molecular function: protein C-terminal S-isoprenylcysteine carboxyl O-methyltransferase activity. NCBI's taxonomy places the organism in Eukaryota, Fungi, Ascomycota, Eurotiomycetes, Eurotiales, Trichocomaceae. The coding region runs from base 1 to 924 and encodes 307 amino acids. Gene Ontology annotation, cellular component: endoplasmic reticulum; membrane. Gene Ontology annotation, biological process: C-terminal protein methylation. The transcript has 2 exons. The record is from RefSeq and is a predicted model, not a curated record.
AUGUCGACCGGCAUAUCAUCCUCCGCUGAUUCCAGCGCCAGCGCAUCUGAAAGCACAGAUAUAAGACCACGACAAGAAGGAGAAUACCUCGCCUGGCGCCCACCAACAUCCAGUAUACCUUCAACCGACACCUCCAACAAUUAUGACAGCUCAAACAACUACACAGCCUACAACCCAACCCCAACCGCUCCCGAAAAACCACUCGACCCCUCCGUCCUCCCCAAUGGCGACAUGUCCCUCUCCGGCAUCUCAACACGCGCAUUCAGUCUAGGACUCAUCCUCGGCCUCUCCUUCAUGACCACCAUUUAUCUUCUUACAAUCCACCAAACCCCGUUAUGGCGAGUACCAUUCUUCGUAUCAUCGCUAUGUCUGUUCCACUUCCUCGAGUUUUGGGUUACGGCGCAAUACAAUACGAAAUAUGCGGAUGUGUCUUCUUUCCUGUUGACGUCCAACGGCGCAGCGUAUAAUAUUGCGCAUGGAUCUGCGAUAGUCGAAUGCGUUGUGUCGCAUUAUUUGUUCGGAUCUUCUACAUCGCCUAUCCUCCGCACUGUAUCAACCAUUCUCCUCCUAUUCGGGAUUCUCUGUAUGGUCGUCGGCCAAACCGUGCGCACACUAGCCAUGGCCACGGCGGGCAGUAACUUCAAUCACAUCGUCCAAGUGCAACGUCGAGAGGGCCAUGUUUUAGUCACCGGCGGCAUAUACAGUUUCUUACGGCACCCGAGUUAUUUCGGCUUCUUUUGGUGGGGGCUGGGUAGUCAGUUGGUGUUUCAGAAUGUCAUUUGUUUUGUUGGUUAUGCGGUGGUGUUGUGGCAGUUUUUUACUUCGAGGAUUUACCGUGAAGAAAGGUUUCUCAUCGCGUUUUUCGGAGAUGAAUAUACUUCCUACAAGAGUAGGACUAUUGUUGGAAUUCCGUUUAUUGCAUAG